AUGACGAUCAUGGAGUUUCUCCGACUUGCCGCGCAAGGCACAGUCUUUUUCCGCCACCGAGAUGACGAUGACUAUGUGAUAUACGGCUUACUCUACUACAUCCAUCGGAGUUUACUCACCGAGCUCUUUCUUGCCGAGCACGCUCUACGUGAACUCACGCAGCGUGAGGAACGGCUCCACCACAAAGUCAUAGCAUUACAAAAGGCCGUGGCUAUCGAAUCUGAUGGGAAUUCUUAUGCAACCCAUCUCGAAAACGCACAGUCACAGCUUGAAAUGGCACGAGCGCAAUAUCCUCGAAAGGCGCAUGACCUUUUCCUAGUAGAGUACAGAUUCCCCCCAGAGAUGCAACAUGCCUAUCACAGCUUAAGGCGUGACCCUGAAUGGUUUAUGCGCAAGGAAAUGAUUCAGGAGUGUUCUGACCGAGGCGGUAGGGGCCAUUGCACUGCAGAGUGCGAGUGCUGCAUCGGCUUUCGAGGUUUUGAGCUCUCUGAGGAAGUGAAACAGGAGAUGAGCAAAGGUCUCCAAGCUAUGCUGGAAGAAGAAACCAAUCCGGUCUAUACUAUCCAUUUGGCCAGUUGCUUCUUUCGCGUACACGUCGUAGGAAUCGGGAUCAUGGAGUUCCUCCGACUUGCGCGAGUUGCGCCGCAGGGCACAGACUUUUUCCGCGUCGAAAGUGACAAUACCUGUUUGAGCGGCCGAAACGUCUAUGUCGGUCGGUGUUUACUCGCCAAGCUCUUUCUUGCUGAGCACGCUCUACGUGGACUCACGCAGCGCGAGGAGCGGCUACACCGCAAGGUUAUGGCCUUACAAAAGACCGUGGCUAUCGAAUGUGAUGGGAGGUCCGAUGCGACCCAUCUCGAAAACGUACAGCAACAGCUUCAAAUGACUCGAGAGCAAUAUCCUGGAAAGGCACACGCCCUUUUCCUAGCA
Molecule: messenger RNA, 930 nt
Organism: Penicillium bovifimosum
Lineage: Eukaryota; Fungi; Ascomycota; Eurotiomycetes; Eurotiales; Aspergillaceae
Exons: 2
Source: RefSeq, a predicted model, not a curated record